CUUGCGACAUUAUAUUCACACACACUUGCGGCACAGGGUUUUCAUCGAACACCUGUAGAUUUUCAAACACAUUGUGAACUGGGGCAUGGUAUUCGGGACACGUUUUUACUUUACAUUUGCAGUAUCUGUGUUUAGCUUCAACAAUGUUAAAGGGGACGGAUGCAUCAAUGAAACAUUGACGGCGACCAAGAAGGGAAAACAUCUAACGUCGCCGGGCUACCCUCUUGGGUACAAGAACAAUUUACAGUGUAAAUGGGAAAUUGUCGGACCCCAGUACAGCAAAAUAAAAGUGAACAUCCUCAGCAGUGACAUCGACCGGCAGGGGAACCUGUGAAGGAGACUACGUCGAAGUGCUUGAUGGUAGGGUGAUAGACGUUCAGUCCCGAUGCUUGAUGGAAGCACGACCAACUGGGGCGUGGCGUCUCUAGGGAGUUUCUGUGGCUUCAAUACACCUUCAUUCACAAGCAGCGGGCCCAUCAUCACAAUCAGGUUUACAACUGAUGGAUCACGAACCAGUAAGGGCUUCCGGCUGAAGUACCACUAUGAAGACUCACAGACCACACGCACAGCGUUCCUCUCCGGUGUUGGCAUAUUUGUGGGUAUUAUAUUCUUCUUCUUUGUUCUGUACAAAACUUCAUCAACAUGUGCAAGAAAACGCCACAGUGGCAGAAUUGAACUUGAAACACAGCAUCAAACUCAGGACACAGAGGUGCCAACAGAGGUUGUCGAGCCAACCAGGAAUAAUGCAGAGUUAUCUGCCCCUCCUCCGACAUACAACGAAGUUGUUGCUGACGGCAAUAUAAACAAUAAUAAAGACAAUCUGGAUGAGACUUCCCCACCACCGUAUUCAACAUUACGCAUAUCGCAUGCAUGACUUGACCAUGGGGAUUGGAAGAUACUGUUGUACACGAUUAAAAAGUAGGCAUGCAUUUAUUGACGAUGCAAUCAACGUUAUAUUGGUUUGUUAAUUGGAUGAUGUGAGAAAUUCGUGAAUUACUCGUAAAGCACGCAUCAGACAACAGUGGAGCUGUUUAGUUGAAACGUAUGAAUGUAUUUCCAUACAAAAUCAAAAUCAAUGUUUUUGUGUCAAUCUGUGUUAAUAAACUCACGAACUGUU
Messenger RNA from Haliotis rubra (blacklip abalone), 1117 nucleotides. RefSeq lists its product as uncharacterized. The coding region runs from base 386 to 874 and encodes 162 amino acids. The transcript is spliced from 5 exons. The record is from RefSeq and is a predicted model, not a curated record. NCBI's taxonomy places the organism in Eukaryota, Metazoa, Mollusca, Gastropoda, Lepetellida, Haliotidae.